Messenger RNA from Schistocerca americana (American grasshopper), 645 nucleotides. RefSeq lists its product as uncharacterized. Lineage: Eukaryota; Metazoa; Arthropoda; Insecta; Orthoptera; Acrididae. Bases 118 to 432 code for a protein of 104 amino acids. The record is from RefSeq and is a predicted model, not a curated record. The transcript is spliced from 3 exons.
CAUGGAACGGAAAAUCAGAAGGGAACUUACGAUAACAAUCGAUGAUGCCAUCGGGUGCUUAAACAUAUAUAAAUGAAAAUAUAACGCAGAGAGCAGUUAUAGCUCUUGUCGAGUACAAUGAAGGCUGCUCUGUUGCUUGUUGCUGCGCUGGUAGCAGUGGCGGAGGUCCACGGGCAACCAGAAGAGUCUACCACCGUCACCAUUUCGAGCGACAAUCUAACCACCAGCAACAUCACAGCGGAGAGAACAUUUUUGGCGAAGUCAUCGUACACGGGAGAUGACGAUACCAUUUGUGUAGAGUCAGACAACAAGUUCUACUUGUAUGUUAAUGUGUUGAAGCUCUAUUCUUGCUACAACCAGCUACGGAAAGUUUACGUGGUGAAACCAAGGAGUCAGUGUGAACCACACCUGUCGGAUUGUCCCAGGCACUAGGAGUAUUGCAACUCUGUGGCCUCAGCUUGAAGGGACUAUUUCGUCUGCGAGAGACUGAGAUCUAAAUGGCUGUCCUGCUGACUGAAGACAACUUCUGUUUCCAGAGGAGCUAAGAAACUGCAAGAGCGUCAGAACUUAGCUAGUUUACUCAAACAUCUUUCUCUUGUUUCUGUAAUAGUUGUAUACUGACGCAAUAAAUGUGUAGUUUCAUGA